This is a messenger RNA of Cygnus atratus (black swan), 750 nucleotides long. RefSeq names its product OVCA2 serine hydrolase domain containing (gene OVCA2). The transcript has a single exon. Gene Ontology annotation, cellular component: nucleus; cytoplasm. The record is from RefSeq and is a predicted model, not a curated record. The coding region runs from base 24 to 713 and encodes 229 amino acids. Lineage: Eukaryota; Metazoa; Chordata; Aves; Anseriformes; Anatidae. Gene Ontology annotation, biological process: response to retinoic acid.
GUUCCGGCGGGCGGGCGGGCGCCAUGUUGGAGGAGCGGCCGCUGCGGCUGCUGGCGCUGCACGGCUACCGGCAGAGCGAGCGCCGCUUCCGCCAGCGCACCGGGGCGCUGCGCAAAGCCCUGAGGGGCCGCGCCGAGCUCGUGGCCUUCGACGCCCCUCACCUCGUGCCAGGCGGCGAGGAAGACGGCGCCGACGACGGCGCCGACCCCCCCCGCGGCUGGUGGUUCUCCAGGCCCGGCGCCUUUGAGGCGCGGGAGGCGGCUGAGGAGCCGGCGGGGCUCGACGAGGCGCUGGCGGCCGUGGCGGAGGCGCUGGCGGAGCGCGGGCCUUUCGACGGGCUGCUGGGCUUCAGUCAGGGCGCGGCGCUGGCCGCCAUGGUGUGCGCCUUGAGGGCCCGGGGCGAUCCCCGCUUCCCCGUGGCCUUCGCCAUCCUGGUGGCCGGCUUCGCCAGCCGCGCCCCGGCCCACGGGCACUUCUACCGGGAGCCCAUCGCCCUGCCCACGCUGCACGUGGUGGGUGAGGCCGAUGCCGUCAUCGCCGCCCCCCUCAGCUUGGAGCUGGCGCAGAGCUUCGUGGAGCCCGUCGUCGUCACCCACCCCGGCGGGCACUUCGUCCCCGUGGGUGCGCCGCAGAAGAAAGCCUACCUGGACUUCUUGGAGCGCUUCCGCGCGGGCCGGGGGCAGGCUGAGCCGCCGGGGGCUGGAGCUGUUUGAUAACAGCGUCUGUAAUAAACGGGGCUCCAGCCAGGUG